Molecule: messenger RNA, 837 nt
Organism: Arachis ipaensis
Lineage: Eukaryota; Viridiplantae; Streptophyta; Magnoliopsida; Fabales; Fabaceae
Source: RefSeq, a predicted model, not a curated record
AUGCGGCGGCAGCAGGGCAUGCGACUCGACGAGAGGUACGUCCCGUACCUGCAUAUGGCCGGAUUAUACCAUCUUGCAAGGAUGAACGAUAGAUGGUUCAGAUUGGAUGAGCCUCUUGUCAGUGCUUUCGUCGAGCGGUGGCGUCCGGAGACGCACACAUUCCACAUGCCGUUCGGGGAGUGCACCAUCACACUACAGGACGUGGCGUACCAGCUGGGCUUGCCGGUCGACGGACGUGACAGAUUUCCAGAUGUAAUCCAGGGUGGCCGUCCAGCCUGGGUGUGGUUCCAGGAGUUGCUUGGUGUGUUACCUCCUGCGAACCAAAUUCAGAAGUUCGCAGUGAAAUGCACCUGGUUCCAGGAGACUUUUGGAGAGUGCCCGAAGGGAGCCGACGAGGAGACAGUGAGGCGCUAUGCUCGUGCCUAUAUCAUGAUGCUGUUGGGCACUCGGUUGUUUGCCGAAAAGUCCGGCAAUCGUAUUCACAUCAGAUGGCUACCCUACGUGGCUAGGCUUGAGGAGAUGGGUGGCUACAGCUGGGGGUCGACAGCACUAGCGUGGUUGUAUCGGUGCAUGUGCCGAGUGACCAACAAACAUGUGGUGAAGUUAGCCGGCCCGUUACAGUUACUUCAGUCCUGGAUCUUUUGGUGCUUUCCUGGGUUUAGACCUGGUGGGUAUGAUACGUUCAGCUGGCCCUUGGCGUCAAGGUGGUCAGGUCACAAUCCUUCUGGUAGCGAGAAAGGACCUCGAGUGCAGAUGUGGAGGCUGAGGAUAGACCUGUUACAGUCCACGGAUGUGAGUAUACUCAUCGCUUAUGUUAACUUAAUUAACCUUUCAUAG